This is a messenger RNA of Coffea eugenioides, 1390 nucleotides long. Its product is annotated as F-box protein PP2-B10-like. Gene Ontology annotation, molecular function: protein binding. The coding region runs from base 186 to 1106 and encodes 306 amino acids. The transcript is spliced from 3 exons. Lineage: Eukaryota; Viridiplantae; Streptophyta; Magnoliopsida; Gentianales; Rubiaceae. The record is from RefSeq and is a predicted model, not a curated record.
UUGGGAAGCUUCCAAAGAGGAUGAUUAGAGUUUGGGAUCCAUACAUCUCUUCACCUUGUCCUAUUCACCUUUGCUUAGUUACUAAGUCCCAGAUUUCCACUAACUUAAUACUUGACACUUUCUUUCUUCCAAUCCAAUAAUAAUACAAAAUCCCAAAUUCCUGCUUCAGUCAAGAAACAAGAAAAAUGGGUGAAAUUGAUAAUGGGAAGUCAUCUCCUUUCCAAUUCUUGCCUGAAGGUUGCGUGUCAAACAUCAUCUCUUUAACAUCUCCUCAAGAUGCAUGCGGUGCAUCAGUCAUUUCUGUGGGCUUCAAGUCUGCUUCUGAGUCUGAUACUGUUUGGGAAAAAUUUCUUCCUUCAGAUUAUAAAGAGAUCAUCUCAAAUUCAGUUAGCCCCUUGAAUUAUGCAACCAAGAAACACCUUUACUUUCAUCUCUGUCACUCCCCAAUCCUGAUCAACAAUGGUAAACUGAGCUUCUGGAUAAGUAAAUCAACCGGGAAAAAAUGUUAUAUGCUGCGUGCAAGGGAGCUCUGUAUUGCCUGGAAGGAUACUCCAAGGUACUGGAGUUGGACAUCCCUACCUGAAUCAAGGUUUCCUGAGGUGGCUGAGCUGGUGGAUGUUUGUUGGCUUGAUAUACGUGGAAAUAUGCCAACUCGAUUGCUGUCCCUGAAGACUAAUUAUGCUGCUUACCUUGUGUUCAAAACUACAGAAAACUCCUAUGGACUUGAAGCCGUAGCCAAGGCCUCGGUUAGCUUUGCUGCUACUACUGGCACCAGUAGUAGCAGUGCAGAAACUAGUGAUGUCUUUGAGCCAGAAGGCGACUCUGUCUACUUAAAAACACCUGCAUACGCACACGAUGUAAGAUAUGGACGGCGGUGGCGACAUAUGCUGCCACGGCGCAUUAGGAGGCCCCGGACUGAGGAUGAGAUUGAUGGCCGCGUUCCACGUCAGAGAAACGAUGGAUGGCAGGAGCUUUUGUUGGGAGAAUUUCUCAACGAUGAAGGCGAUGGGGACAUCGACAUAAAAGUUUCAGAAACUAAGAUUCUCAACUGGAAAAGAGGCCUCAUUCUUGAGGGAAUUGAGCUUCGACCCAAGGAAGAAGUGUGAUAUUCUGAGUCAGCAGUAAAACUUUCUGACUAAUGAAUGAUGUUACUGGGGAAUAUGUGUAAAUGAGAAUGAAAGUGAAUACAGAAUAUGGUAGUGGGGUAUUGUGUUUACAUCUUCUUCAGCUUCUUCUUUAUCACAAUGCAACAAAAGCAUGAUCUGAAGGAUUUUGUUCGAUUACCAUUUGGUUUCUUUGUCAAAUCUGAGCAUUCACUUUGGUUGAAUGAUAAAAAAGUUGUGACAGCCACUGAAGUUUGUAGUAAACGCCGAAAGUUUUUGUCUGAGCC